This is a messenger RNA of Eruca vesicaria subsp. sativa (arugula), 1695 nucleotides long. NCBI's taxonomy places the organism in Eukaryota, Viridiplantae, Streptophyta, Magnoliopsida, Brassicales, Brassicaceae. The record is from the annotation of a GenBank genome assembly.
GUCAAAGUCCAUGAAUUACUCAGAACAAGAAAAAUAUUAAGUUUGCUAAAACUGAUUUUUUUUAACUCUAGCAUUUUCUCAAACUCGAAUCCAGAUGAUAAGAGCAAGUCCAUUGGUUAGAGGCCCUAAUGGGUUCUAUUGAAUAAAUUAUUAUUUAAUUUUGUGAUUUGAAAAUUUAAGAACCCUUGUUAGUCUAAAUUAUUUUUUCAUCCUCCAAUGGGAAAAUCUCUUGAGGUUCUUUAUUUUUUUAUUUUUUUCUAAAAAAUUGAAUGAUUUGAAGAAAGUGAAGAAACAAAAUCUUAAAGCUUUGGAGUGUUGUUUGUUGUUGUUUGCUCUCUUUCGUGUUGUUGUUGUGAAGAAACAAAAUGCUAAAGCUUAAAAUUUUUGUGAAGAAAGAAGUGAAGAAACAAAAUGUUUAUGCCAUUUGCUCUCUCCCGUGUUGUUGUUGUGAAGAGACAAAAUGUUAAAGCUUAAAGGUUUGUAAAAAAGACGUGAAGAAACAAAAUGUUAAGUUGUCAACUUAGGGCAUGAUUAUCGGGCGUUUUUUAGCCCAUUUCUUACAUUUUUGGGUCGAAAAAUAAAUGGAAAACCCGAAGAAACAACCAACUUGGACCUUAAUUAAGAAACAAAUUGGGCUCAUCUUUAGGCGACGUGGCGCGAUGGGAUUCGACCGAAAAUGAGCAACUCGGUUCGUCUCGUCUCUCUCCUCUCUUUCUCAUUUUCCUCUACACAAAAGCAGAUCGAUGACGACGAGGCGACUCUCCGGUGAUUUGUCGAAGACGAAGUAAUUAAUCCUUCUCCGGCGUACUCCAUUCGAAGAUCGAUCUUUCUCCGGCGAGUCUCCAGGUUAAGUAUUUAAAUGGGUCUUGAUUAUAGCUACUCACAGCCUUCAGUCUCGGUAGAGUACGGUGGGAACUCUGGAGACACUGGAUACAUUGAAGACCUCAUACGUCAAGACCAAGCUGAGCUUGGAUACAUUGAAGAGCACAUACGCCAAGACGAAGCUGAAGAGCACAUGGGAUACAUUGAAGAGCACAUACGUCAAGCUAAUGUGGGAUACAUUGAAGAGCACAUACGCCAAGCUGAGCUGCGAUACAGCGAAGGCCACAUACAUCAAGCUCAUGUGGUUCAGUACUCACCUCAGCCGGAGGUGGAGUUCGGGUUUCCUCAGACGUGCUACUGUGGUGCUCGCCCUUUUCUCGCAACGUCCAACACCAGAAGCAACCCAGGGAGAAGAUUUUACACCUGCGCCAAUGUUGAUGAUGAUGAUUGCCACGUCUGGAAAUGGUGGGACGUGGCUGUCAUGAAGGAGAUGGGAGCGAUGGAUAGGCACGUCCUUCAGCUGGCUGAGAAGGUAGAUACACUUACUUAUGUCAAUGAUCUUGAUACUGAGCAGAAACUCCUGGAGUUGGAGAAGCAAGUUGGUGCAUUGUUAAGAAGAAACCGAGGUUGAGUUAUGAGUUUGAGUUGGCUGUAGGUGUUGUUGUUCUUCUCGUAGUUUGUCUUGGUAUGGUUGUUCUUGUCUUGUAAGCAAAUGUAAUUGUUCUUCUCUUGUAAGAAAAUGUAGCAAGCAAGUCGAGUCCUUUAUUAAGCAAGCAACUCGAGUCGAUGGGUUUAUGUAUGCCUUGUAUAGUAAUGCAAGGAACUCAAACUAUAACUAUGUUUAUGAAGUUUAAGAAGUUUAUGAAGUUUAAC